Molecule: messenger RNA, 1245 nt
Organism: Schistocerca americana (American grasshopper)
Lineage: Eukaryota; Metazoa; Arthropoda; Insecta; Orthoptera; Acrididae
Exons: 5
Coding region: 338-904 (188 amino acids)
Source: RefSeq, a predicted model, not a curated record
UUCCAUAUGCGCAUGCGUAUUCAUCUGUGGAGUGCUAAUGUCAAUGCACUAAGGCGCGACGUGUAACUCAAACUUUCCGCCCCGCCUUUUUUAUGCAUAUAUCAGCGGAUGUCCUGUGCCACCCUCGUAUCUACUGAGAAUGAGAUAAUUUAGGUCUUUUUAGUUCGUAGCAACCUUCGAGGAAUACCGCUAUACCAAUAAUUGAGCAAAGUGUUUACCAAUGGACUGAACAGUUCAAAAGUGAUCAAGUGAGUGUGAAGGAUGAGGAAAGAGCAGAGCAUCCAGUUAGAGCUGUUACCCUACAAUACCAUAGAAAAAAGAUAAAAUUCCUCCAACAAUGCAGAUCCGUUGGUACAAGAAACGCAUAACUGCUGUUUCUAUUGCAGCAAUUGUGCUUUAUUUUAUCUUUCGUUCUCAAGAGCACAGUGCCAUUUUUAAAAUUAUCAUACGAGAUACUAAACCAGCUGAUGUCUGGGAGUAUGUUGCUGAUUUUAGUAACAUGAAGAAGCUCAAUCCUACAAUUGUAGACUUCAGCAUUUUGACAGAGAGUGGUAACUAUGAUCACUGGAAAUAUUCUGCUGAAUAUAAAGAAUUUCUGCCACAUGCACCAUUUAUCCACCACUCCACUCAUGCUGAAUUUGAAGUACGACAAGAUGGAGAGUCUUACAUAAUCAACUCAAAUCAUAGCACAUGCUUUUUUAAGGGUGUGGCUUGCUUUCCUGCAACAUCUGAAUUCAUGUUUUCCAAAUUAGGGCCAAAUACUCUCUGUGUUGAGCGGGUGACUUAUAAGUGCCCAUUUUUGUUUGCAAGAAUGUGUCAAAAAGAUGUGGAUUACCAGAGAAGUUCAGUAAUGCGAAAUUUGGAGAAACAAUUCACAGUUAAGAAAAAAGUUAAGAAAAGCUAGAGGAAACAGAUGUCUUAACAAUUAUACUGGAAACCGUAUGGUUACGUAGCUGAACAACACUGAUUAGUUUGUGCUGCCCUACUUAUCUCUAUAAUUUUUUAUGUCAGCUAUGAUGUAUGACUGAGAAAGUCAGUUGAACAGAAGACAAAGGUGCUUUGAAAAAUAUAAUUUUAAUAACAAAAAUUAUCAUAGAAUUAGUGUGUUAGAGACUUUUCAGUAUUUCAUGUUAGUAAGUGUCACUAAUAUUUUUAUAUAAAUUUUUGUACUUGUGCAUAAAAUUUGUAUUUAUAUUAUGCAUUUUUAGUAUUAAUGUUUACAGCAUAAUUAAAUGGUUUAUUGUA